This is a messenger RNA of Cooperia oncophora, 672 nucleotides long. The record is from the annotation of a GenBank genome assembly. Lineage: Eukaryota; Metazoa; Nematoda; Chromadorea; Rhabditida; Trichostrongylidae.
AUGUCGAGAACCUUGAGAUUGUCAGGACUGAAACCGGACACGGAGUACUCGUUCAAUAUUUUCGCCAAGAAUAGCGUGUCCAAGUUCACAGACGCACCGGCUUAUCGAGUAAUAGAUCUCCGAACGGCACCGUUAACGCGCUACGUUGUAAGUGGUCUUCGGGUAGAGAGCGAACAAAAAGAUGGAAUAACCCUGGCAUGGCUCUCACCAGCCGUCUCUAAAAAGGUUAAAUAUGAGAUUGAAAUGGAAUCCAAGAUUGGCAAGGCGGUGGUUACACUCACGGAGCAUACGUAUCACACAUCGCUCAAUAUGAGUCCGGGGAUUCCCAUAUCGUUUCAGGGUGAGUUUGUUCGCGUUAAUGUGGAUGGCUGGGGAGAAUGGAGUGAUCCGCUAUGGUACGAGAUCGGUCGCGGAAUUGUCCAACAACAUCAGGGACCUGAAACGACGCCAUUGGGCUCGCUACCAGGAUGGGUGGUGUUGAUGGCGAUGGUGCUAUUUGUCUUACUCCUCGGCUCCUUAGUUAUUCUCUGUCGUCGCAAAUCGCAUAAUCGGAAGCAAAUGAGUGAUUUGGACGUGCUAGAUACCUAUAAACAAGACACGAUGACACCCGACUACAGUUCCGGUAAUCGUCAAUUCACGGACGCAUUCCGGUCUGCCGGAAAACGUAAGUGA